Messenger RNA from Dunckerocampus dactyliophorus (ringed pipefish), 4638 nucleotides. It is a transcript of the gene ptpro, whose product is annotated as protein tyrosine phosphatase receptor type O. Gene Ontology annotation, molecular function: protein tyrosine phosphatase activity; cadherin binding; Wnt-protein binding. Gene Ontology annotation, cellular component: GABA-ergic synapse; plasma membrane; glutamatergic synapse. The transcript has 27 exons. Gene Ontology annotation, biological process: regulation of glomerular filtration; axon guidance; peptidyl-tyrosine dephosphorylation involved in inactivation of protein kinase activity. The record is from RefSeq and is a predicted model, not a curated record. Lineage: Eukaryota; Metazoa; Chordata; Actinopteri; Syngnathiformes; Syngnathidae. Bases 339 to 3989 code for a protein of 1216 amino acids.
GAUGGCGGGAGGGGGAGGGGGACCGGGGCGGGGUGACGCGGCGCAGCAUCAUCAUCAUCAUCAUCACCAUCUCCUUCGUCUUCUUCUCGGCGACACCGACCUCCUGCUCGUCUACAGGUCCGCGCCAUGGACGGCCGAGCCCGGCCCGUAAACUUGGAACCACACGGCGCUGGCGGUUCUGAGUGAACUGCGGGUGGUGGUGAGGCGAGUGACGAUGAGGGUGAUGAAGAUGCUGGGCUAACAGAGGAGACAAAGAGAGAGAGAGAGAGAGAGAGAGAGAGAGAGAGAGAGAGAGAGGGGCGCCAUUGUCUGCAGAGGUUCUGGUGAACAUCUCGAUCAUGUUCGUGUCUCGCCUGCUGCUGCUCGCGGCCCAGCUGCUCGGUUCGGCCCAGGUGAUUCCCGCCUUCCAGGUGAGUCUGAGUGACAAAGGUGUGAUCGCGGCAACUCUGGAGAGUUCGGACCUUCAGGAGAACGUGUCGGCGUACGCGGUGCAGGUCUCUGGAGAGCCUCGGCCCAACAUGCUGCAGUUUGCGGGCCCGGGCGAGCCUCUGCUGUUCAACACCUCCUUUCACGGCCUGUGCUACAGCGUGGCUCUGCUGCUCAGGCGGGGAGCGCUGUGGUCCCGCCCUGUCACGAGCGUGUCCGUCCUGACCAAGCCGCUCCCGGUGAGCAGCGUGGCGAUCUCGGACUACAGGGAAUCCCCAGAGACGGGCGUGGUGUUUGACAUGGACACUCCAGUGGGGAACAUCUUCAGCAGAGUCAACAUCAGCUACAGUGAAGGAAGUGAGAGGCGCUCCAUGCUCUACAAAGAUUUCUACAAGGGGAAGACGGUGUUCAAGCACUGGUUGCCCGGCGUGUGUUACCGCAACAUCACCUUCCAGCUGAUCUCGGAGGCCAGCGCCUAUCAGAUGGUGAUGAGGGCGCAGAGCGACAUCACGCACACGCCUCUGCGCCACAGGACGGUGCCAUAUCCUCCCCUCAACAUGUCGUGGAAGGUCGUAGACUUGAGGCAGCAGGUGGCGGCGGGCGAGGCACCGGGCGUGACGCAGCGAGCCGCCCGGCAGUCCCGGGAUGUCUCACUGAUGGAGGAGGACGAGGGCAAGGAGAAGCCCUCUGAGGAGCAGCUGCUUGCCCCCACUGAGGAGCCUUCACACAACUUGAGCAGCACCACCGCCACUGACCCGAGCACCAGUGAGACCGUUCAGAACUACUGGCUGGACCCCACCCAGCCCCCGGCUGACAGGGAGGAUGAGUUUGUCAACGCUGAAGUGCACGAGUACGAGGACUCCAACGAUGCGGGAUCAGCGAUGGGUCUCCCUGCUGAGCCUUGGGUCCUGCCCACUAAACUUCCCCCCAUCCUGCUAGAGGUGCGCUGGCUACCCCCCCGAGCGCCCACCAGCUACGACGGCUUCAAAAUCUACGUCCGCAGAGACGGCAACUCCACACAAACGGCCACCGUGGACGAAAGCACUCACGACUUCUUCACCGAGCUCACCGAGUCGGGAACGUACGGCGUCAGAGUGGCCUCGCUGAGCACGUCGGGAGACUGUGAGGCCAGAGAGAGCGCCGCCGACGCCGGCUUCACCUUUUACCUCAGCCCUGACGGGGAACUUCUGGGGGAGCUGCGUCAGCGUCCGUGGGCCGUGAACGUCCGCCUGUUGGACUCCAGCACCGCCGCGGUGUCCUGGGCGCUGUCCUCGGAGAGCCACAACGGCAGCGUGGUGUCCGUGGUGUCCACCACAUGCCUGAAGCCCAGCCUCAACCAGAGGAUGGAGACCACCUACUGCAGCGAGGAAAACUCCACCAGCGACAUUAUCACCAACCUGACGCCAGGGGCUCAGUACAGAGUGGUGGUCUACCACACCAACGGCCCUCUUUUCAGCCCUCCUUCCGAGCCCGUCAUCAUCGAUAUAGAGCCCACCGGCGUUCGAGAGCUCGCCAUGUACCCGCUGAGCCCCACGGCGGUCAUCCUGAGCUGGCAGCGUCCGUACCACGUGGCCUUCCGCAAGUACGUCCUCCAGACCUUCUUCUUUAACCCCGUCACCCUCACCUCAGAGUGGACCACCUAUUACGAGAUCGCCGCCACCGCCUCAGUCAUCGCCUCCGUGAGGGUGACGGAUCUGCUGCCGGCUUGGUAUUAUAACUUCCGUGUUACCAUGGUGACCUGGGGAGACCCGCCCCUCAGCUGCUGCGACGGCGCCACCAUCAGCUUUGUGACAGCCCCGGAAACGCCGCACAUCUCCUCGGUGGAUUACUCCCACGGCGUCUUGUACGUGCGCUGGACGUACGGCGAACUCUUUGUCGACCUGUCCCAUUCCCGCAUCACGCACUGGCAGGUGGUGGCGGUCGGCAAGAAGGGGCCGGAGAGGAGCUACUCUGUUGACGUGACACGUAACAUGAUGCGGGCCAGCCUCCCACUGCCGCCAGGAGACAUCUAUAACCUGACGGUGACCGCGUGCACGGAGCGCAGCAGGAACACUUCCUUCCCCAACAUCAUCAAACUGGAGCCGGCGCCCCCCAGGUCUGUGUACGCGGUCAACGCAACGCACUCAUCUGUGACUCUGCUGUGGAGCGAGGAUGGCGUGGUGGAUCACUACCAAGUGGUCUGCAGAGCCAACCAAGUGGGCAAACAAGUGAAGGCUGGAGAGCCUCAGGUGUCCAGCUCUCACGUGGUGAUGGUUUCUGGUUUGAUGCCUUCAUCCAGCUACAACUGCAGCAUCACCAGCUUCAGCUACAGCACCCCCAGCAAACCCACCCACAUCACCAUCACCACCAAGGCUAAGGAGAUGAACCCCAGCGUCGCCGCCAUCUCGGCUCUCGCUGUGCUCACCAUCCUGCUCAUCAGCCUGCUGGUUCUGUUUCUUCUGGUUCUGCGCAAGAAGCACCUGCAGAUGAGCAGAGAGUGCGGCGGGGAGGCCUUCGUCAACUUCGCCUCGUUCGACAGAGACAGGAAGCUCCCGUACAACUGGCGAAGAAGCCUCUUUGCCUUCCUUACCCUACUGCCGUCCUGCCUUUGGACUGACUAUCUUUUGGCUUUUUAUAUUAAUCCCUGGGGCAAGACCGCGUUAAAGAAACGGAAGCUAACAAGUCCCGUGCAGCUGGACGACUUUGACGCCUACUUCAAGGAAAUGAGCAAAGACUCGGCCUACAAGUUCUCUCUGCAGUUUGAGGAGCUGAAGAGUGUCGGACUGGAUCUUUCCCAUGACGCAGCCGACCUGCCCGUCAACAGACCCAAGAACCGCUACACCAACAUCCUCCCCUACGACUUCAGUCGCGUGAAGCUGAUGUCCAUGCACAACGAUGAAGGUGCAGACUACAUCAACGCCAACUACAUUCCUGGCUACAAACAUCCUAAAGAGUACAUCGCCACCCAGGGCCCGCUGCCCGAGACCCGCAACGACUUUUGGAAGAUGGUUCUUCAGGAGAAGUCCCCCAUCGUGGUCAUGCUGACGCAGUGCAAUGAGCGGCGGAGGGUGAAGUGCGACCACUACUGGCCGUUCACCGACGAGCCCGUCAUGUAUGGCGAGAUCAGCGUGGAGAUGCUCUCUGAAAGCGAAUCCCCGGAGUGGACCAUCAGGAAGUUCAGGCUGGGAUAUGCGGAUGAGACUCAGGACAUCCUUCACCUCAACUACACCUCGUGGCCGGAUCACGGCGUUCCCACAGUCAACGCCAUCGAGAGCAUCCUGCAGUUUGUCCACAUUGUGCGUCAGCAGGCCAACAGGACCAAGGACCCCAUCGUAGUCCACUGCAGCGCCGGCGUGGGCAGGACCGGCACCUUCAUCGCUCUGGACCGCCUCUUGCAGCACCUUCGAGAACACGAGUUUGUGGACAUCCUGGGGAUGGUGUCCGAGAUGCGCUCGCACCGCCUCUCCAUGGUGCAGACUGAGGAACAGUACGUCUUCAUCCAUCAGUGUGUCCUGCUCAUGUGGCAGAAGAAGCAGCAUGCCAUCACCUCCGACGUCAUCUACGAGAACGCCAGCAAGACAUAAUGGCGGCGCACGCUGUGAAUGUGCUUCCGCGCAUAAUCGGUGCCGAGAGACGAGGUCUGCCUUAAGGAGCCAUCACAGAUUGUCCAUCACCGCCUGCCCCCUUAACCAGCUCUGUCCAGUGAUUGGAUGUUUACACGGGAUUGUCCGAGCCGCUGGAGGACAGUCAGAUGCUUUUUUUUUUUUUUUUUUUUAACACUCAGGAGAAGCGGAAAAAAACAGUGAGCACGCCAACCUGCUUGCCAACUUCCCGCACACAUGGGAACGCUAUGUGCACAAGCCCCGCCCACUCAACGGAGCCCACAAAGAGUAUGACAAACAUUGAUUACUAAUGUUGCUAAUGGUACUUCGUGGUCCUAGCUCGGAUGUUUGCUGGUCAUGCUGCACUCUGGUCAAAGGGAACAAACCCCAGCAUGCCACCCUGUUGGUCCUGAAGGAUGAAAACAAGCUUAUCUUUGACAUAAAUUAAUGAACCUUGACUGCUUACUUCAACAAAAUACAAAACAUUUAAUGCAUCAAUAAUUGGCUUCCUUGUCAUUCAGGAGCAGCAUCAUAUGAAUUGUGAUUUGCGCCCCCUGGUGGCUGUCACGUAGAAUUAAAUACUGUAUAUAUUUUUCCUCAACAUGAGGAUUUUUUUUUUUUUUUUUUUAAA